AUGGUCGUCGGUAUCGGCACUUGUGGUUUAAGACCGGUGGAUUAUCAUCUUGCGAACCCUGAUUAUGGCACUGUUGGAUUUAUCUUCCGGAUAUUCCGGGGGUGGAUUUAUUGGAUGAAACCGGAGUAUGGGUAUCAUUUCUCGCGGUUGGUUGGUUAUCAUUCGCUCCUUGUGAUGAGGUAUCUACUGGGUGAUUUUUUCACUCACGGAUACAUUCGUAUCCUGGUAAAUCGGUUGCUUCGGCGAUCAAUUUGCCAGAAGCUGCAGGUACAGACCAUGAAAGACGAGACGGUAAGUAUGGUUGUGGAUGAUAAAAAGAGUGAAAUCGCAGUCGGUUUCGAUUGGAGUAGCACCAAACACACCAGACAAAGAAUCCAUGAUAGAAAGCAUCAACGAAUUAACAAAGGAACCGAAUUACCACUGAAAUUCAAAGGGGUUGUUCCACAGCCAAACGGGCAUUGGGGAGCGCAAAUCUACGCAAAUCACCUGAGGAUUUGGUUAGGGACCUUCAAAUUAGAGACUGAAGCCGCAAUGGCGUACGAUAGUGCUUCCAUCAAACUUCGUACCGGAGACAACUACAGAAACUUUCCAUGGACCAACAUGACAGUUCAUGAGCCUAAAUUCCAGGACCUUCAUAGUACAGAAGUGAUUUUGAACAUGAUAAGGGAUGGAUCAUAUCCAUCAAAACUUGAAGACUUUCUGAGGAGCCAAAAGGGGGAAAGUGAAAUAGGUGUCAACCUAAUCAAGGUCCAAGGGCAUGUUGGUGUUUCUUGUAAACUUCUUUUCCAAAAAGAAUUGACACCAAGUGAUGUGGGCAAACUUAAUAGGCUUGUCGUCCCAAAGAAAUAUGCGGUCAAGUUCUUUCCUCCUAUGUCGGAGGACACGGAAGAAAAUACGGGCAGUGGGAAGGUGGAUGAGGUACAUCUCUUCUUAUACGACAGGAUGAUGAGGCUAUGGAAAUUCCGGUACUGUUACUGGAAGAGUAGCCAGAGUUUUGUUUUCACAAGGGGUUGGAAUCGAUUCGUGAAGGAAAAGGGGUUAAAGGCCAACGACCUCAUUGGUUUCUACGUAUGCGAAGGUCAAGAACCAGUGAAAGAACGGCAAUCCUUCUUUGUUAUCGAUAUAGGUCACACUGAGGGAUCAAGAAACGGUACGGUGGAUGAAGGGAUUAUAAGCCAGAAUGCGGAUAUACAAGUGGAUUUAAGUCUGAAACUGGGACCAAAUGUCAAUGUCAACUUGGAGUUGGUUAAGGAUGAGAAAGAAGAGUGUGAGCGUCAUAAGUUGGUGCUUUCGGGACUGGGGUUAGCAUCCAAGAGGAAGAGAAGUGUUAGACUUUUUGGUAUUGAGCUCAAUUGA
This is a messenger RNA of Rhododendron vialii, 1356 nucleotides long. Its product is annotated as AP2/ERF and B3 domain-containing transcription factor At1g50680-like. Gene Ontology annotation, molecular function: DNA binding; DNA-binding transcription factor activity. The coding region runs from base 1 to 1356 and encodes 451 amino acids. Gene Ontology annotation, biological process: regulation of DNA-templated transcription. The transcript has 3 exons. The record is from RefSeq and is a predicted model, not a curated record. Lineage: Eukaryota; Viridiplantae; Streptophyta; Magnoliopsida; Ericales; Ericaceae.